UUGGCCCGUCAAAAAUGUUAAGUUGUGGUAGAUUUGUCGGACGAUUGCCAAAACUUACAAGGCAUUCACAUGCUAAUCAUUUCAGUCGUCCUUUAAAAUAUAUCGGAAUUGUCAGUGUUAAUAAUUUAUGGUAUAGUUCCAAUGCUAGUGAUAAGAAAACGUACAAGCCUCCAGGCACUACCAUAAAACCUGAAGAAUGUGUACCCAAAAGUAGGUAUUCCCAACCACAGAGAACUGUCCCUACAUGUGAGUCUCGUCCUAAUGCAUCUUGUCCACCAUCUUGUUAUGAAGCUUGCGAAGAACCAGCAGAUUCACCGAAGUCUAACAAUAAACCACCAUCACCACCCUAUUGGAAGAUACUAGUUGCUUUGCUUAUAGCUGGAGCUACAAUAUAUGCGAUAUCUUCCACAUUAUCUUCUGCAAAGAAAUCUGAAUUUCAAAAGGAUGUAAGUAAGAGAAAGAAGGAUGGAAGAAGACAUAGAAGAUUAUUGGACAAAAAUAAAUCACCCCCAAAUUCUACUUUCAUUCCAAAAGAGGUUCAGUACCUUUUAAUAGGAGGUGGAACUGCUGCAUUUUCUGCAUUUAGAUCAAUUAAAUCUAGAGAUCCUAAAGCUAAGGUGUUAGUAGUAACAGAAGAAAAUGACUUUCCAUAUAUGAGGCCACCAUUAUCUAAAGAACUUUGGUAUAACACAGACAGAAAAAUAAGUGCAGAGUUAUUUUUUAGGCAAUGGAAUGGAACACAAAGAAGUAUAUUUUAUGAGCCAGCAGAAUUUUAUUCACAAGUCAAUAAUUUGGUUGAAUCUGAUAAGGGUGGGGUAGCUGUUGCUACAGGUUGGAAAGUAACAAAAAUUGAUGUUCAAAAUAAAACUGUGACACUUGAUGAUGGUUAUGAAUUAAAGUAUGAGAAAUGUCUGAUUGCAACUGGUGCUUCACCGAAAAAUCUUCCAGUCUUUGAAUCAAUUGAUGAUGAACUUAAAGAUAAAAUUAUAACAUUUAGAACAAAAGAAGAUUUUCUUGAUUUAGAAGACAGUGUGCAUAAUCCUAAGUAUAAAAAUAUAGUAAUAAUUGGUGGAGGAUUUCUUGGAUCAGAACUUGCUUGCUCAUUAGCCCGUAAUUUACCUGAAGACAAAAAAGUAUAUCAAGUAUAUAAAGAGAAGUUUAUAAUGGAUCAAGUAUUACCGCAAUAUUUAAGUGAAUGGGCAACAAAGAAAGCAAUGUUAGAAGGUGUUCAGUGUAUUCCUAGUUCUGAAGUUGAGGAUUAUUCCUACAUAAACGGAAAGAUGUCACUUGUUCUUUCAGGAAAUCAUAUUAUAGAUGCUGAUCAAGUUAUUGUAGCUGUAGGGGUUGAACCAAAUACUGAACUGGCAACAGUUUCACAUUUAGAAACAGAUCCUGAUAUAGGUGGCUUCCUUGUAAAUGCAGAAUUAGAAGCUAGAAGCAAUCUUUGGGUUGCUGGAGAUGCUGCCUGCUUUUAUGAUAUUAGACUCGGUCGAAGAAGAGUAGAGCAUCAUGAUCAUGCUGUAGUUUCGGGAAGGUUAGCUGGAGAAAAUAUGACUGGUGCAGGAAAACCAUAUCUACAUCAGUCAAUGUUUUGGUCUGAUUUGGGCCCAGAGGUUGGGUAUGAAGCCAUUGGUAUUGUAGAUUCUUCACUGCCAACUGUAGGUGUUUUUGCUAAAGCAUCAGAAUCCAAUGUUUCAACAAUGCCAACUUCUAAUUCAAAUGAAACAACUCAGUCUUUAGAGGAAAAAGAGAAAUUGAGUUCAGUGCAAAGUUCUAUAAAAUCGGGAACAGUAUCUGAAACAGUAGAAAGUAGUGACCAAGCCGCAAGUUCAACGGAAACUGAUAAAUCAGAAUGUGAUGAUAAAAAUACAAUAACAGAGGAACCUAAGAAACAUGAUGAUUUUGGGAAGGGGGUUAUUUUUUAUUUAAGAGACGAUAUUGUGGUUGGAAUAGUCCUUUGGAAUAUCUUUAAUCGGAUGUCAAUUGCUAGACAGGUACUUGCCAGGGGCGCGAAAUACGAUGACUUAAAUGAAGUAGCAAAACUGUUUACUAUUCAUGAUGAUUGAUUCCCUCAAGGCAAAAAUGUGAUGAAUACAUGACAAUAUUAUGUCAUUGCUGUAUAUAAGGUUAUUUAUCCACUAAUUCCGAAGCAUAUUUUACCAA
This is a messenger RNA of Dufourea novaeangliae, 2163 nucleotides long. It is a transcript of the gene AIF, whose product is annotated as apoptosis-inducing factor 1, mitochondrial. Gene Ontology annotation, biological process: mitochondrial respiratory chain complex assembly; apoptotic process. Gene Ontology annotation, cellular component: mitochondrion; cytoplasm. Bases 15 to 2066 code for a protein of 683 amino acids. NCBI's taxonomy places the organism in Eukaryota, Metazoa, Arthropoda, Insecta, Hymenoptera, Halictidae. The transcript is spliced from 12 exons. Gene Ontology annotation, molecular function: protein dimerization activity; NAD(P)H oxidase H2O2-forming activity; FAD binding. The record is from RefSeq and is a predicted model, not a curated record.